This is a messenger RNA of Arachis ipaensis, 741 nucleotides long. The record is from RefSeq and is a predicted model, not a curated record. Lineage: Eukaryota; Viridiplantae; Streptophyta; Magnoliopsida; Fabales; Fabaceae.
UCCACUUCUUCCACUUCUCAAAACGCUUCGAAAACAAGGAAACCCUUCCAUUUUCGAGCGAAAAUCAAAGUUCAAAAUAUACAAGUCAUUGUUCGAAACCUCCGUCAAAACACCAUCAAACUCUCCAUCAAGAAUCUGAAGAGAAAACAAAGCAACAAUACUCAACAGAAAAUGGCAGCAAGAAAACAAACAAAAGACCUUAAGUGUGCCACACAUCUCCUAAGUGAUAAGUUCAGAAACAUGAGUGAGGAGAAGAAGGCGAUUGUGAGGGAUCUCGGAUUCGGUGGGUUGAUGCACAUCCCACCACUGAGGGUGGAUCACCAACUAUUAAGAGAGCUGGCAAACAACUUCAAACUUGGGGACAACAGACUGAAAACAGGAUAUGGUUCUUUCCAAAUAACACCAAAAACAAUAGGUCAUGCGCUUGGCAUCAAUGCAACAGGAGAUCUGUUUCCUGAGAAAGUUGAGUAUAAGAAACUUUCUGAUGAUGACAAAAUAAUUUUUAGAAGAUUCCAGGGUAAGACCCUCAAAAGUCUUACCGAUGAAAUGAUGGAAAUCGGCGUUGGCAACGAAGAGGAACGCCUGAUGUUCAAGAGGAUAUUCAUCCUCUAUAUACAGAUGGCGUUCCUUUUGUCAACGACGAUAAACAAAAUAUCGCCUGUGCACUUGGCCCCAAUUUUUAAGAUGGACGGCAUAUCGGAGAGAAACUGGGGGGGGUUUUAUUUACCUGAAUGCUGCUAG